Messenger RNA from Phacochoerus africanus (Common warthog), 3192 nucleotides. It is a transcript of the gene DZANK1, whose product is annotated as double zinc ribbon and ankyrin repeat domains 1. Lineage: Eukaryota; Metazoa; Chordata; Mammalia; Artiodactyla; Suidae. The record is from RefSeq and is a predicted model, not a curated record. Gene Ontology annotation, biological process: eye photoreceptor cell development. Gene Ontology annotation, molecular function: protein binding.
GGCGCGACUCGCAGCGUCUGUGGUAACCCGGACUGCAGUGAAGGAGAGGGCGAAGGGCGUUGAGCUGUGGGCUGUCUGCCUGGGGGCGGCGGCGGUACCUCGGGGGGUCCCAAUCGGUUCCCGGUGGUCAGAGGAGGAGGAGGAGGAGUGCAUCCCUCACUCCAGCUGAGAGGAGGGAAAAUGACUGCUGGUUCAGUGUGUGUUCCUCAAAUCAUACCACUGAGGGUGCCUCAGCCCGGAAAAGCCAACCAUGAAAUUGAUAACAAUACACUUUUGGAAAUGAAGUCAGACACCCCAGAUGUCAACAUCUAUUAUACCCUCGAUGGCAGCAAACCUGAAUUCCUAAAGAAAAUUGGUUAUGGCGAAAAUAAUACAUUUAAGUACACGAAGCCUAUUACCCUGCCUGAUGGAAAAAUACAAGUUAAAGCUAUUGCAGUCUCUAAAGACUGCAGACAGAGUGCCGUUGUAACCAAGGUGUUUCAGGUGGACUUUGUGCCACCAGAUGCAGCCUCUUCAGAAGACGCUGUGGAAAAUACCCUCAAAGAUUCUUCAAAGCAGGAUUUGAAAAAUGGAUUUGUUGAACCAAAAGUAAGGAAGAAGUAUAAGAAUGCUGAAAAUAAACUGGGUUGGAAUGUUAACCUUGGAAAAUUUCCAGAUGUGGGUGAAAGAAAUGACCCUAAAACUUUAAAAGAUCUUCGCUUCUCAGAGAGUCCACGGGAAACUCCAGCUUUCCGUAAGAAAACAGGCUCUAGACCAGCCACCCAACAGACCCAGUUCCCUGGUUUUGCGCACAUAACUGGCCAGAAGAGUUUGACAAGCACGGAGAUCAUGAGAAUUCAAAGGGAGACAGACUUUCUCAAGUGUGCCCACUGCCUCGUGCGCCGCCCGUCUGAUCCCUUUGCUCGCUACUGUCUUGAAUGCGGCUCUUCUGUCCCGCCCAUAUUUGGCUGUCGUCUGCCACCCCCAGAAGGAGCUCAGAUGGGCCUGUGUGUGGAGUGUGAAAACCUGGUGCCCAAUGCCCCCAUCUGUGUGGUGUGCGAGGCCCCUCUUGCUCCACAACUGCAGCCACAGGCCAGCCUCCGCCUGAAGGACAAAGUGAUCUGCCGCACCUGCGACGGGAAUCCUGCUCACCUGAGAUACUGCGUCACCUGUGACGGGCCCCUGCCUUCGUCGCAAGAGCCUGGCACUCCUACCUGCUACUCUGUUUGCUCUAAAUGUGGGGCCAGCAAUCACCCAUCUGCCCAGUUCUGUGGCUCCUGUGGUAUUUAUGUGAAGUCCUUGGCAAGACCAAGCAUGGAGAACAGCCUGGCUCCCGCUGCUGGAGAACCUGGCCUUUUUGCUGAGCCUCGAUCUGCCUGGCAGUCCCUCAGUGUUACUUUGCCCAGAGCUGAUGCUGGGACCAAGAAGGACACAGGCACACAGACCACUGGCCUCUUCUACCCAUCUGGGACGCUGCUGGCGAAAAAGAUGGAAGUGGCCUCUCAGAAGCAGAGGCAGGAGAAAAUGAGCGACCAUAAGCCUCUCCUAACAGCCGUCAGCCCAGGAAGAGGAUACUGGAGAAAACAGGUGGACCACAUUGCCGCUCACCUCCGGUCUUAUGCUCAGAACAACCCUGAAUUCCGGGCCUUGAUUGCAGAGCCCAGGAUGGGAAAGCUUAUCUCUGCUACUGUCCAUGAGGAUGGCUAUGAAGUCAGCAUCAGGCUGAAUUACAUUCAAGUCUCAAACAAGAACCUUUACCUAAACAAGGCGGUGAACUUCAGUGACCACUUUCUGAGCAGUGUCACCGAGGGUGCAAACGGCCUGUAUGGCAGCAGGUCCAGCUUGGUGAGUGACUAUAGCCAGAGCCCCUCGGACGCCGCCGAAAAAGUCACAAGGUCCAAGAAUUUCAAGACCAAAGCGUUUCAAGAAAAGCAGCAGCUUACACCUGAAAACAUGCUCCUGCUGAAGGAAGUUGGACCAGCGGGGGAAGGAAGAGCCUCUGUGAUGGAACAGCUGCUUGAUGAGGGAGCAGACCCCAACUGCAGUGACAAUGAGGACCGCCCCGUCCUUAGCACAGCUGUCAUGAACAAGCACCAUGAAGCGAUUCCGGUUCUUGUGCAGAGAGGAGCAGACGUGGACCAGCAGUGGGGACCGCUCCAAAAUACAGCUCUUCAUGAAGCAACCCUGCUUGGCCGGGCAGGAAUGGAGUGCAUCGCUGCCUUACUGCGAUGCAAUGCGAGCGUCCAGAAGAAGAAUGCACGAGGCCAGACAGCAUACGACCUGGCUCUGGAAGCCGCGGAUGAGCCUGUCACCUCGCUCUUUGCUGCUCAGCUCGGCCUGGAUGACCGUGAGCCCUGAGGGCCCCACAGGCCUCCGUAAAGAAACCACCCAGCUCUAGCUAGUCUUGGUCCGCUUCUUUCCGCAAUGUGUAUUUGAGCUUUAGAAACUGAGGUCGAGAGGCACUCCUAAGAUUUUUAAAAAUUGGAGUUCCCUGGUGGCCUAGUGGUUAAGGAUCUAGUAUCGCCACUGCAGCAGCUCGGGUCCCUGCCGUGGCACUGGUUCCAUCCCUGGCCCAGGAACUUCUGCAUGCCACAGACAUGUCCACAAAAAAAAACAUUAUGUGACCAUAUAAGCCACCAAUAUCACAUGAGUAUUUCCCCAACAUGCCCUGGAUGGUGAUGAGCUUAACUAACAUGCUUUCAGUGGUGUAUUGCUGCUUGUCUUCGAACUUGCUUUUAAUUUUAAUUUUUUUCCCCAGUAGAUCCUAGUUACCUAUGGCUUUGAGCUAAAAAGUCUAAAAUAUUGUGUAGUGAAGAGUCUCCCUCCCAUGCCUGUCCCACAGCCCCCAUGUCCCCUCUGCAGAAGCAGCCAGUGACGCCAGCGUCAACUGUGUCUUUCCAGGAGUAGUUUAGGAUUGUAGAAGCGCCUGUGUGUUGUGUACAUUCGUGUUCGUGUAGCGUAUACGUAAGACGUAAAUAAUAGAGGUGACACUCAUUUAUUCUUUCCCCUCUGGUAAGACAACUAGUGGGAAACCCCACACUACCCUGCAUGUUCUUGUGCCUAAAAUGUCUUGUAAGUGGUUCCAAAUUAGUAGAUAAAGAUUGAGCUUAUUGAAAAGUUUCCCCCCUGAGCCGAACUCCUCAAUAUUCCUCUUGUUCCGGUCUGUUCUGUGGUUGCCAAGUAAGCUUCAAAUAAACCAAUUGCAGGAAUGUG